GUUCAGCCAAAAUAACAGGGCAUUGAAUUUGCUUUUGUCUUGUCUUCUCUUUAUUGGCCACAAGGUUACACUAUAAACAAACAAGCAAACACUCGAACGUACAAAAAUAUCUUCCAAUCUCCCUAGAUUUUCCCAAGAAAACGCAAGAAAAUUGAAUUGGCCACAGAUUCUGGAGAGACUCAAACGGCGGUUAUGACUCCUUCUGGUGACCAAUUGGAGGACGCCGUCGUUUCGCAUAUAGAAGACCGGCCCAUUUCCUCCAUUCUCAUCAUCAUCGCUAUGCAAACUGAGGCACUUCCUUUAGUGAACAAGUUCCAGCUUACCGAGGAACUCUCCAUGUUACCAAAGGGGGUUCCUUGGGUAUGUUAUCGUGGUAUUUACAAGAAUCUUAACAUCAAUUUGAUCUGGCCAGGGAAAGAUUUAUCUUUGGGGGUUGAUAGUGUAGGUACAGUGUCGGCUUCUCUUGUAACCUAUGCAUCUAUCCAAGCAUUAAAGCCAGACCUAAUUAUAAAUGCAGGCACUGCCGGUGGCUUUAAGGCCAAAGGAGCAAGUGUUGGUGAUGUGUUUCUUGCAUCUGCUUGUGCUUUUCAUGAUAGAAGAAUACCUAUACCUGUGUUUGAUAUGUAUGGAGUUGGUUUACGCCAGGCCUUCUGCUCUCCCAAUCUUCUUAAGGAGCUUAAUCUAAAGGUUGGGAAAUUGUCUACUGGUGACUCUCUAGAUAUGUCCCCACAAGAUGAAGCAUCUAUCAUUGCAAAUGACGCUACAAUUAAAGACAUGGAGGGAGCCGCUGUUGCCUAUGUGGCUGAUCUUUUGAAAGUCCCUGCAAUUUUUGUAAAAGCUGUGACUUACAUAGUGGAUGGUGAGAAACCAACUGCAGAGGAAUUCUUGCAGAAUUUGGUUGCUGUGACUGCUGCACUUGAUCAAGCAGUCACUCAGGUUCUUGAUUUCGUCAACGGAAAAUGCCUCUCUCAACUUUGACGCUUGUUGUCCUCAGUUCAUAAUGAACCAGAUUUGAUUGGAGUGUUUGCUUUUAUACCCAAAAUAGCAAUGGUUCAUAGUUCAGACUUUCGAAUGGGUUUCA
Molecule: messenger RNA, 1081 nt
Organism: Juglans microcarpa x Juglans regia
Lineage: Eukaryota; Viridiplantae; Streptophyta; Magnoliopsida; Fagales; Juglandaceae
Product: 5'-methylthioadenosine nucleosidase-like
Exons: 8
Coding region: 193-978 (261 amino acids)
Biological process (GO): nucleoside metabolic process
Molecular function (GO): methylthioadenosine nucleosidase activity
Source: RefSeq, a predicted model, not a curated record